AUGAAAGAAAGAAGGGGCGAGUGGCGCUCGGGUGGCACGGCGUUGCGCAUUCGCAACUUCGGAGUUCCCCACUCGGAUGCGCGUGAGCUUGCGGCUGUUCUCUACAUCUGGCUGCCGGUGGGCUACAGCAUCGACCAGAAGAAAACAGUACUGGUGGAAAUUGUCGGCCUCCCCUGGAUCGGCCAAUGGGCUGCCGUGAUCGCGGCUGACGUCACGCAUCUGGCCUUGGGCAGCGGGCAGCGGGUCCUUGUCUUCACUUCCUUGGCGGGCGGCUUGGCUGGUUUCGGAUUGCUGUACAACUGCUUGCGGCGAUUGCACCCGCUGCUGGUCCGUUUGGCGCGCGCGGAGGGGACCCUUCGGAGCGCCGGCAAUGCAACCUUGCUGCGAACAGGAACCAGCUGGGUCACCGCCUUUGCGCUCUUCCGCCUGCCUACCUCCAUCUCCGCCGGACUCUGCGCCGCGCGUGCGACGGCGGACUUUUCCGCCGGCGUGAUGGCGGUGUACGGCACGGGCUUCAACGCCGCCAUCAAUCCGUCGCUCGGGCUUCUGCUGGUGGACAUGGUGCUGGCCGUUGCGAUGAUCAAUCAGUUGAAUGACGUGGGUUUCGGAGCCACGAUGCUGUUGUGGCUCGUAGGGCUGAUUGCUGCCACACACACACUGCUCAUUGUCAAGGGGUUCUGUAUCGCGCUGGCAAUGGCGCUGGCGAUGCGGGCCGCGUUCAAGUUCGUGCCUGAGGAGGACGAUGAAGUCGCGGCGGCGGAAGCUCUGCUGGAUAAGAAGAAGAAAGCCGACAAGUGGGCCUGA
Molecule: messenger RNA, 804 nt
Organism: Volvox carteri f. nagariensis
Lineage: Eukaryota; Viridiplantae; Chlorophyta; Chlorophyceae; Chlamydomonadales; Volvocaceae
Exons: 4
Coding region: 1-804 (267 amino acids)
Source: RefSeq, a predicted model, not a curated record